Messenger RNA from Carassius auratus (goldfish), 4723 nucleotides. Its product is annotated as SHC-transforming protein 3-like. Gene Ontology annotation, cellular component: plasma membrane. Gene Ontology annotation, biological process: intracellular signal transduction; cell surface receptor protein tyrosine kinase signaling pathway. The record is from RefSeq and is a predicted model, not a curated record. NCBI's taxonomy places the organism in Eukaryota, Metazoa, Chordata, Actinopteri, Cypriniformes, Cyprinidae. Bases 2340 to 4217 code for a protein of 625 amino acids. The transcript is spliced from 12 exons. Gene Ontology annotation, molecular function: receptor tyrosine kinase binding.
UCAUUCAAGGCUAAUUUUUAAACUUAAAUGGAUAUUCUUUUCUUAAACUUCCCUAAAUGCAUCAGAUUUGUGGAUUUUUCAUCUACUGGACAAUAAAACUCAGACAGUUUUACACUGAAGAAUGAACUCAACCAGUCAGAGAGCCCCUAGCAACCACACACAACAUCCUAGCAACACUGUAAAUACUCUAAAAGCAGUCACAAACACAUUAGCAACCAAAUAGCAACAUUCUUGCAACCAUCCUAAUACCCUAGCAACUGCACCACAUUACAUUUAAAAAAAAAAAACUGACAUUUUCUUCAAGAAAUGUACAAAUCUAGUUCCUUUGCUCUUGCUGCGUGUUUUUAUUUUUAGAACGACCUACUGCAAUCAAACGGCUCUGUUGUGCAGGAUGCAUCAUAUAAUUCAGUGUAUGUUCUUUGAUCAGCCUUCAUUCAUAUGAAUGUGCUAAAGACACAACGAGGGAUCAGUUUAUCGGCGAGUGCAAUCGACUAUCAUUGUUUUCUUCCGAAACAGGCCAUGCAUCCCACCGGGAUGUAUUUUAGGGUUACAUGCAUUCAGGAGUUUCGAAGCGACGCAGUAUGCAGUGCUGUCAGGAGAGAAUGGUUUCUCCCAUCACCUGUGCUUCAAGUGGUUUGUCCCACUAUUCAGCCAGCCUACCCUGAAUGAGUCAUCCUGCUCUUCCCUGAUUGGCCGGUUGGGAUCCAUCCCGAGGGAUUGCCAUGCAGAAAGCUGCCGAGGCCUGACUUCAUUCACAGAAACAUUGGUAUGCCCUUCUGCCUUUCCAUUCACAGCAAGCCCAAAUCAUUUGUGUGUGCACGGCUCCCCAGCAUCCUCACAUCCUCUCCUCAGCAUCUCUUCCACAUCUCUGUGACCUCACAGAACAAGGAGCUCUUAUAACGCUUUCUUUGCUUUUGUCUUAGUGGAGAAGACAAACCCUUGCUCGCUCUCUCUCUCUCUCUCUCCUUGUUUCUCUCUCUGUCUUUUCCUCUUUUUUCAGUUUGCAGGCAAGAAAGCGAGACGCUGGGAAGGACUGCAGUGCGUUAGCCGCAGCGCUACAAGAAGCUUGUGAAUGACUGCUGCUUCCCUGUCACGAGCGCUUCUGGACAUUUUACAUGAAUGGCUCUUUUUUUCCUGCCUUAAUAUCGUGGGCUUCAUCCCGUUGGCUCUUUUUUAUUAGGGCUGGGAGAUCUGACAUCACUGUUUACGGUCGUGUCCCUGCUGAAUACGGAUGGCAUUUAAGUGAGAUUGAAUCGUUGAAUGUUGUGUUUAAUUAUACAGCAAAGCUCAUUGAGGAGUAAAGCCUAGCUUGUUUUGUCCUCUCUAGGGGGAGAUAUAUUCGAGUGCUCGUGUGGAUGGAUUUAUGCCGAUUUCGUAGUACGUAAGGAAGAACGUAUGUGACGAACAAAGAUUUAAAUUUGAACACAUUUUUUUAACAAUGGCGAUGCAUUAGCGAGGUAGAACCAACCAGACUGAUGCUUGGGAAAAGGAGAACGCUUUCAAAUAUUUAACAUCAGUUUGGUAGAUUAUUAUUUUACAAUCAAUGGCAGGUCAUACAACACACCUUUUGAGUAGAGCACCUUGCUUCUGAUUGCAUGUGUGGAAAUUUAGAGGGCUCCAAGUUUCAUUGUAUAUGUGAUCCACAAACACGCACUGUACUCAGUCGUGUUUUCUGCAUUAUGUCAGUGGAUUAUGCUGCUGACUGAUUUUGAUUCUAGUUCAUUCUGACUGAGCUCGGAUUUCAUUACAGUGAUCUGUUUAUUGCAUCUUUUCCAUUCUGUUUAUCUGUUUCAACACGGACCGAAUCAAAGCAAGAGGCGUUCCUACAAACAGGGCGAAUUUGAAGAAUUGAUUGGUUCUACUGAGCUGUAAGGUGGGAGUUGUUGUUUUUUUUUUUUGUUAGGGAAAGUGCUCUGCAGUGUUGAGUGAGUCUUUUGUUGAGAAGGGUCUCUCGUUCUCUCUCUCUUUCUCUCCGAGUGAGUCAUGCAUGUUCAGGGAUCUGCCAGGAUGCAGAGGGAGAGAGAGACAUCCCAUCAGUAGAGCUCUUUCUCUCUCUCUCUCUCUCUCUCUCUGUCAUCUCUGGCCCUCUAUCUCUGUAGAGGAGCGACCUCGCGCUGCUUUUCUCUCUGUCUCCAUGGAUUCUGCGUCUUCUGGUUUAUUUUUGGUCCCCAAGCUGCUGCUGCCGCUGCCGCAAGGCGUCGGAUUUUCCUGACGGUCCCCUCGCUUGCUUUCUUCGAACCCUUGAGGGACGCUUUCUCGGCUCCAGCAUGUUGAAGAAGUGGACAGUCAGCUGGGAGUUGGAUGUGUCCGUUCGCGUGUAGGCUGGCACACCGAGGGGAAUGCUUCACCGUGCUAAAUACAACCGAUUCCGGAAUGAGUCAGUGACGUCCGUCGAUGAGCUUCUGCACGGUCUCUCCAUGAACGCCAAGGUCUCGGCCGUCCCGCCGUCGCCGCCCGUGGGCGACCCUCCGUACGCCCCACCAGCCGACGUGUUGCCGCCUGACCCUGUGGAAGAGACUGGCACCUUGUGCACCCUCAUUAACAAAGUCUCCAACCUCAAAUUCGCCAACUCUUCUGGACUCCUAGGCAUCAAGGGCCUGCCGUCCGCCGUCAAGGACCUGGCCGUGUCUAAACUCCAGGGAGGAGCGACAGGAGGCGGAUCCGGCAGCCCAGGAUCAUCCACCCUCCCGGCGGCCUCUGGAGCGCCUCACGCCCCGCUGGAGCCCGGAUCCACAAACUCUGGGAAGAAGGGAAGGAUGGAAGAGUCUCAGCCCGGCGGAGAGAGCUGGGGCCUGGGAGCAUCGGGUGCCGUGGCUUGCGGUGGUCUAGUGAAUAAGCCGUCUCAUGGAUGGCUGCACUCAGCCGAAAAGAUUUCCGGACCUGGAGUGACGUACGUCGUUAAGUAUUUGGGCUGUCUUGAAGUCCUCCGGUCCAUGAGAUCCCUGGACUUCACCACACGAUCACAAAUCACACGGGAGGCGAUCAGUCUGGUGUGUGAAGCCGUCCCUGGUGCCAAAGGAGCUCUGCGCAAAAGAAAGCCUACCUCCAAACUCCUCUCCAGUAUUUUGGGCAAGAGUAACCUGCAGUUUGCUGGGAUGAGCAUUAAUCUCAACAUCUCCACCAGCAGCUUGAACCUGAUGACACCGGACUCCAAACAGAUAAUAGCCAAUCAUCACAUGCAGUCCAUAUCCUUUGCCUCCGGUGGAGAUCCGGACACGACUGAUUACGUCGCUUAUGUGGCGAAAGAUCCCGUUAACCGGAGAGCCUGUCAUAUUCUGGAGUGCUCUGACGGUCUUGCUCAGGACGUGAUCAGUACGAUCGGUCAAGCCUUCGACCUGCGCUUUCAGCUCUAUCUGCAGUGUCCGUCCAGCAAACCCUCGUCCAUGCACGACAGGGUUAUGAGCACAGACGAGCCCCCGUGGACGGAGGAAGGAGAGGAGUCGGCCGAUCAUCACUACUACAACAGCAUUCCCGGAAAGAUGCCGCCACCAGGAGGAUUCAUUGAUGCUAGACUGACCAAUCAGACGCAAGACAGCAGCCAGGCAGCUGGAGUCGACCAGACUUACUACCAGAGCCGCCCCAUGUUCAUCCAACAAGGCUCCUGUGACAUAUACAGCCUCCCUGAGGUCAAAGGUCAAGCCCCUAAACCAGGAGAAGUGGCCACGUAUGUGAACACGCAGCACAUCGACACACAGAUGUUGGCCGCCCUCCAGGCAGAGUCAGAGACGGCGUCCGAGUCGGGCACGAACGGGACAGCUAAAGACAGCCCGAGGAAGGACCUCUUUGACAUGAAGCCGUUUGAGGACGCCAUCAUGACCCGGACUCCAGCAUCAGAGCUGCACAAAGCGGCGUCUGUGGAUAACUCCAGUCCUCUUCUGAUGCGCGCCGCCGCUCUGAGAGCUCAGGAGGAGCUGGAGGACCAGACGUGGUACCACGGAGAGAUGAGCCGCCGACAGGCCGAGAAACUGCUGCUCCGCGACGGAGACUUCCUGGUGCGGAAGAGCAGCACCAACCCGGGCUCAUACGUCCUGACGGGGAUGCACAGCGGCCUGGCCAAACACCUGCUGCUGGUCGAUCCGGAGGGAACGGUCCGGACGAAAGAUCACAUAUUCGAGAGCAUAAGCCACCUGAUUGGCCAUCAUCGUGACAACAACCUGCCGAUCGUUUCGGCGGGAAGCGAACUGUGUUUGAAGCAGCCGGUGGACAGAAAACAGUGACGACAUCUGAAACACACACGCUCAGAUGACUGAAUCUCCGUCGGAGAACACGUGACGCUUGUCCAGCUGCUUGACUGCGCAGAUUUCAGUCUGGAUGAUGCUAAAGCGCUCUCUCCGAAAGCUGAUUUACUGAACUGAGUUAUUUUAUUGCGUUGGCUGAGAAUCUCUAUUUUUGAAGAAGACAGCGGUGGAUUUCGGACAGCCGUUGGAAAGAGUUUAGACGAACUCGGGCCCCCGAGAGGGAUGCGACGAAAACUAGAUAAAGAGUAUUUUAGAAUAAAAAAUGUUUUAGUUUUGUCUAUCAAGCACAAGCGGAUUUUUCGUGUUCGUUGGUAAGAGCUAGAAGGAAAACUACGAAAUGGACCUGUUUUAGGAGUUGGUCCUUCCCUGCAGCCUUCAUUCAUCAUUUGGAGAAGAUGAAGUGAAUGUGUUUGCUUUAGCAGAAGUCACACAUACUGCACGAACACACACACACACACACACACACGGCUUUAAAGUACCUUCAU